This is a messenger RNA of Trematomus bernacchii (emerald rockcod), 4295 nucleotides long. Its product is annotated as protein kinase C and casein kinase substrate in neurons protein 1-like. NCBI's taxonomy places the organism in Eukaryota, Metazoa, Chordata, Actinopteri, Perciformes, Nototheniidae. The coding region runs from base 361 to 1806 and encodes 481 amino acids. Gene Ontology annotation, cellular component: cytoplasm; plasma membrane; endosome. The record is from RefSeq and is a predicted model, not a curated record. Gene Ontology annotation, molecular function: protein binding; phospholipid binding. Gene Ontology annotation, biological process: positive regulation of dendrite development; neuron projection morphogenesis; regulation of endocytosis. The transcript has 12 exons.
GUUAUACAACCAGGAACCACUGACUGAUGAACGUGGAUUUGCUUUUCCUGACAGACUUGCAGCCAGCAGCAGCACAUGCUGAGGGAUUAGUGGCCUUACCUGAUGACACUGCUCUCUUUGGUGGCUUCUUCAACCAGUAUGGUCCUCUCAUCGGUCUGAACCUCGAUGACCCCAGCUGGCAGCUCUUUGAGACUACAGGAGUGUUCAGAGGAUCUAAAGGUGAUCUCCUGCAGGGGACCAACAGCUCUCUCUAAGGUUUAUGGAAACCUGACCUCCCAUUGGUGGAGAAGUGCAUGAGGAACCCAGCUCUGCUGCAGAGGACAGGUUUAGUCAUUAGAGUGCUUUGCCACAUCCAGGAAAAUGUCUGGCUCCUACGAUGAAUGUGCAGGUGCUGACGACACCAUGGACAGCUUCUGGGAGGUGGGGAACUACAAACGUGCUGUCAAGAGAUUUGAUGACGGCCAUCGGCUCUGCAAUGACCUCAUGGGCUGCCUGCAGGAGCGUGCCAAGAUAGAGAAAUCCUACGGGGAUCAGCUAACUGCAUGGUCCAAGAGGUGGAGACAGCUCAUUGAGAAAGGCCCGCAGUACGGCUCUGUGGAGAGAGCCUGGCUGGCUGUGAUGACCGAGGCAGAGAAGGUGAGCGAGCUGCACCAAGAUGUGAAGAACAACCUGGUGAACGAGGACGUGGAGAAAGUGAAGAACUGGCAGAAGGAGGCCUAUCACAAGCAGAUGAUCGGAGGCUUCAAAGAGGCCAAGGAGGCCGAGGAAGGCUUCAAGAAGGCUCAGAAACCCUGGGCCAAAAAGCUCAAGGAGAUGGAGGCAGCUAAGAAGACUUACCACAUGGCCUGCAAGGAGGAGAAGCUGGCUGCGGCCCGAGAGGCCAACGGCAAGACGGAGGCUUCUGUCACCGCGGACCAGCAGAAGAAACUCCACGAGAAAGUGGACAAAUGCAAACAGGAUUCACAGAAGGCUAAAGAAAAGUAUGAGAAGUCUCUGGAGGAGCUGAAUAAGUGCACCGCGCAGUACAUGGAGUGCAUGGAGCAGGUGUUUGACCAGUGCCAGCAGCAUGAAGUCAAGAGGCUGACCUUCCUCAAGGAGGCCCUGCUGGACAUCAAACGCCAUCUCAACCUCACCGAGAACGCAAGCUAUGCCGCAACAUACAGAGAGCUGGAGCGCACGAUCCUGGGUGCAAACACACAAGAGGACCUGAAGUGGUUCAGCAACAACCACGGCCCCGACAUGCAUAUGAACUGGCCUGCAUUCGAGGAAUACAACCCAGACCAGACCAGUGCUCCUCCAAAGAAGAAGAAGCCAGACGGAGCCCCACCCACUCCGAGCACCGACCAUGUGGCUCCACCUGGUGACCGGAGCAGUGUGAGCAGCUAUGAAAAAAACCAAGCUUACUCGACUGAGUGGUCCGAUGAUGAGCAGCCCGCUUCUUACUCUGGCAACGAAAAUGGCGGAAACGGGAAUUCUUUCGAAGAUGAUUCCAGCACUGGGAAAGGGGUCGGGGCCGGGGCCGGGGCCGGGGCUGUGGCCGGGGCCGGGGCUGUGGCCGGGGCCGGGGCCGGGGCCGGGGCCGGGGUCGGGGCUGUGGCCGUGGCCGUGGCCGUGACCGUGGCCGCGGCCGGGGUCCGCGUCCGUGCUCUGUAUGAUUAUGAAGGCCAGGAACAGGAUGAGCUCACCUUCAAAGCAGGUGAUGAACUGACCAAGACUGAGGAUGAAGAUGAGCAAGGCUGGUGUAGAGGUCGCUUGGACACUGGCCGAGAGGGACUGUACCCGGCCAAUUACGUCGAGCCAAUCUAGCCGCGUUACUGGACAAGGACACGGCAUUGGAAGCAGCUUGAACUGUCCUGUCCAAUCGCACCCCGCACAUAACCAGAGACUAAAGAGCAACACAUCCCUUGCCCAACAGAUGCGCCGAGCAGUCUUGCCUAAAUAAAAACUUAGUAACCUAAAAGACAAUAUAUCAGUAUAAUAUAUUUUAUCCAGCAUUUGGGGUGGGUGGACUUUCACAUUUAAAAACAGGAGCAGCAGUUAUUCCAGUAUAUACACACUCAACUAUACCAUCAAGUCAGUGCAGGAACACAUUGCUUCUCUGUGUAGCUGUAUUUAACGUAUAAUGCAGCUUAUUUAAACUUGCAGUACGCUGCAGUCGUUUCUCUUGUGAAAAUGGGAAGAUAAUAUAAUCAGUUAUACCCAUCCGACAAAGACGAGCUUCUCUAACCUGCAUUGUGUAUAUACAGUGUGAUGCCAUUUCUGUGUAGCAUUUUUAAUGCUGUGUGUGGUCAGUCGUCAUUCUUACAUCUGGAAUGCUGUGUAGUGUUAAAGUACCACAAACAGUAUCCUCUAUUUUUGUUCUCGUUUUUCUUUGUGAUUUGGUCCAACCUCUCUUCCAGUGUGUGCAGUGCUAUGUGUUUUAACUGUUUCUGAACUUGCAUAGCAGCAUGUGCUAUGCAAAAAACUUGCAUUCCCUGAAUCCUGCAGCCUUCUUACGGCUUCAACUUGAUGCAACACUUCUACUGCAAAUGCAGAGGUCAUUUGUUAGCAUCACAAUCUUCUGGACAUGCUUCUGUUUUCAUGAAAGGAAGCUUGUUGAUGAACUGAUUUUGUGUUUGUUUGUUUAGUUUUUGACAUGUUUCUUUUCUUAGCAUCACAACCUCAUUGACAAUAUCAUCUUCAUGCAAUCCAAGGAAAGGAAACAGUUUCUGCAGAAGCUUUCAUUCUUGGUUCAGUGAUUCAGGUCUCAUUUUAAUUCACUACUGCUUACAAGAAACACGAUACAUUCCCUCUGAGCGAACCCGGAUCAAGUCAUCUUCUUGGGUUUUAGGAGAUGGGUUCUGAACAAUGCCGGGCACAUUUGACCAGAGCAAGAGGCCAAUGGAGGCAUGUUAUUGUAGUGCUGACGGUUGUCUGAAGAUCGAAGCCUCUUCAACAGGACAUGAAUGUAUGUUUGGGCUUGAAAGAGGGCAUGUUGUCUAAACAUGGUUCUCCACCGUCAUUUAAAGCCCUACCUAGCAAAAAGCACUAGUUAUGUGGUCUGUUUCCCUGCUGAGCCAAAGAAUGCCCCAAUACCAUCACCUUUCUGUUUUCUCUCCAUGCAAUAACUUUACAUAUCACAACAGCUUCAGUGAGAAUCAGCUUGUAGCUGCCUCCCAGUCCACCCAAACUUAAUUUGUCCGCAAAACACCACACAAUGACACAGGGAAUACAUUUGUCACCAGUAUUGCACUGCCUGGAAGAUGACUCUUGCACAGUGCAUUACAUGGUUAUUUUUAAAUCUUGCUACAUAGAAAUGAAAUAAUACCAGGAAUUUGCAUCUGAUGUUAAGUGAGUUAUCAUGCAAAGGGUUGCACCUAAAUCUCUGAUUAGAUGGGAGAGAUGCUUUUUAUAACCUAGUUGUCCUGAAGUUUUAAAAUGUCACUGGACCAACAGCAGUCAGAUGUGUUUAGCUCUGUGUCUGGAACAGGAUUUGACAGGUUUGGGUCUCACACAUGAGGAGAAACACAUCACCAGCUCACAAGUUGUGUCUUAGGGUAAAGCUGUCCAGCAUAGCAAAAAGGACUCCUAUCAUUAAACUGUCCCACUUCCUUGAUGCGCGUAUGCACACAAACACACACAUACAUAUUAAAUACACAUACAUUUAACACAAGAUAUACACAAACACGCAAAUUCAAACACAUGCUCCACAUUACCAGGUUAAUAUGUUGGGGGAAAACUUCUUCAUCGAGUGCGUAUGAGUUAUGUAUGUAAUGUAAGGAAAAAAAAAAAAGUUCCCAAAAAAACUGCAAGUGAUUGACUAUUAAGACAAAAUGUAGUGUUAUACAUGUAAAUGUGAUUCAUUAAAAUAUCAGCAAUGGAAACAUGUUAAAUAAUAGAUAUAUCGUAUGAAUUUCAUUGCAAUGGAAUUGUCAGUGUAUCAUAAAAGCGUGACGUUAUCCCACGCUGUCAGAUUUGUAUAUGACGAUGUAAUUUAAAGAUUAUAUUCUAUUGUAACUGUACAACUGUGUUGAGUUGAAAAAUGAGACCUAACCAUGUUGAGGCAGUAAAAAGGUGUACAUGUAAAUGCUUUUUUAUGUUGAUGAUCUCUUCCUUAUGCACACAGGGGACAGCAGCUCAUGUUGUGGAAACCCUAUAUUAGCGGUCUAGAAGAUGUAUGUUCAUAGUUAGUGAUGUACUUUUAUCUCCUAACUGGUGUAGUGCCUGUUCAUCUUGAUGUAACAAGAAGUUCAUUUAAAUAUGCAUAAAGAUGAUUAUGAUCACAGAUAAUAAUGAAAAUAGAGAUGAAAAACCGA